Messenger RNA from Protobothrops mucrosquamatus (brown spotted pit viper), 4000 nucleotides. RefSeq names its product chromosome unknown C6orf132 homolog (gene CUNH6orf132). The record is from RefSeq and is a predicted model, not a curated record. The coding region runs from base 14 to 3316 and encodes 1100 amino acids. Lineage: Eukaryota; Metazoa; Chordata; Lepidosauria; Squamata; Viperidae. The transcript has 5 exons.
AGAAGAAAUAAGGAUGAAGAAGCAUAAUUCAGUCCAGGGAACCUUUAGCCGACUCUUUGGGAAAAAGCAUGCCAGCAACAAUUCCACCAGUUCUCUCUUUGCCACCAACCCUCCUUGGAUCUUCACGCAAGAGGUCAACUCUGACAGCCUGAAAACUUCAGGUGAAGUGGAUGGCAUUUAUUAUGGCGGUAAUCACUUUGCGUCAAUGACAGAUUCUGGAACAGCCACACUUAAACCACGUCCAAGAGUCCGCCCUCUGCUCACUUUCUUGCCUCUAGAUGCUCAAGAAACACAUGGGGUAGCUGUACCAACCCCAUCUGUUCCAGAAAGCUUUGAGGACAAGCUACCUGCAGGUUCUCAAAUUAAUGGCAGUUAUAGAAAGUACAAUUCAGUAAUUGACCUGAGGACAAAGGCAUUUGGGGAGGAUUAUUUGGAUGAUGAUUACAUUCCACCACCACCCUCAAUUCCUCCUCCUUCACCACCACCACUUUCAGUUGACCUACCACCAGUUUCAUCUUCUGUGGUAGUUCCACCUCCACCUUCUAUGGUAGCUCCACCUCCACCACCAAUGACUCCUCCACCUCCACCACCAAUGGCUCCUCCACCUCCACCUCCACCAGCAUUGCCAGCUCCAUGGCUUUCAUCAAUGGCUGCACCUUCAUUUCCAUAUUCCGAUGUCUCUUCUCCCAGUACUCCAACCCCACCAGACUUCAUUCCUCCUCCUCCUCCCCCUCCUCUUCCUGAUUUUAUGGAUACUGCAAUUUCUUCUAUUCCUCCAAUUUCACUACCAGUUCAUACACAACUCUUCUCAAAUGGUGUGUCCAAAUGGAAAUCAGAGACUGUUCUAAAUAUUCAUAAUCCUUCUCUCAAUUCUCCAGCAACACCUAUUCACAAGGAGUUACCACAGUUACCACAGUCCAUCCCAGACCCUCAUCUCACUUUUCCCAAAUCAUUAAAAGUACCCCCUCCUACUCCCAUGAGAACAUCAUCUAUUUUCUCAGGAGAUAAAGACUCCAGCCCCAAAAAACAUUUUCCUAGAAUGACACCUGACAGUCACAGUCCUCUGUUACCUACUGUACAAUCUGCUACCAUAGUUCACUCAGAGGCAGAAGCUAGAGCCAAAACUAAUACGGAAAAGCAUUCUGCUUUGGUCACAGAAUCUAAAACAUCAGAUUCCAAAAUCUGCCCACUGAAGAAACAACAGAAUUUAUCCUGGUCCACUGAAGAAAGAACAGAAUUUUCAUCUCCAGGUUAUUCAUCGUCUGAUGAUGAUAUUUGGAACGAACGUUGCAAUUUAGAUAAGUUGAAGAAUGAACUGUCAACCCUGCUGUUCUCAACUUGCAGAAAGGAAGACCGACCAACUGAAAAAAUUACAUUUUCCAAAUCUAAAGGUACAGAUAUUGAUAUCAACAAUGUUACUACAGAUGAAUUCAAACUAGUUAAGCAUGAUGUGAAAAAAACACGCUUAUCACAAAGAGCAGAGAAUGAAAAGAAAGAAAAGAAAUGUGCCAAUAAUUCUCCAACUAAAUCUUUCACCAAAGAUACUUUCUCAACUGCAGACAAAUUUCCGACCACUCAAGGAAAUUGUGCUAUGAAACUGAAAGAGGAGUUAGAAGCUUUAUUGUCUCCAGUCAAGGAAGGAGGCCCACCUUUCGCAAUUGCAAACCUGAGACAUAAUCCAGAAACAAGGAAACAAGUUACUCUUCAGUUUUCUGGCAAUAAGGUCAAUAAUGGUGAGUUGAAAUUUCCAACAGCAAAACUGGAAGGUACAGAGAAAGAACCAACGAUGCCUAGUGCUUCUGUCCACACAUGCAGGCCACCAGUUUCAUCUUUAAAAUCCAAAAGUGAACAUUUGGCUCCAGCUACAUCUUCCUCUUCUAAUUCUGAGACUACAUUACCCACACAAACUGCUUCUCCCAGCAAGGAUCUCUCUCUGCAAUAUAAGACUCAUAGGUCGAAAUCGGACUCUGUUGACAGCCUUGUCUCUGCAACUUCUUCCCAAGCUACAUAUGAUGGACUCAGCAGUUCAAGUAUUAAUGAAAAUCAAAGAGAUUUUACUGGGAACAUGCCCUCAACAACAGCCAAGCUAUCUAGGAAUGCAGAGCAACUGAGCAGUGAUGUUCUGUUUCAUCCUGUUACAGGAGAAAAAGUAGAAAAAGGCUCUCCAAUGGCUCUUCUUCUGGCUGCACAACUGCGGGCCAAUAGAGGCAAGUGUUCUGCUUCUGCCUCUCAAAAUAAUAGUUCUUUAUUGGAGAAACCUCAGCUCAAGUCGAACAAUAGCAGCCAAUCAGAGAAUGGGUUAUCCACCAUUUAUUAUAGCAAUUCAAAGCCCAAUACUAUUAAGGUUGUCCCAAAGUCCCCACACAAGGACUUAUUGGCAGAAUCUGAAAGUAAGCAGUGUAAUGGAUCAAGUGCAUCCAACAACAAUAUCAGGAGUUUGUCAGGACAAAGUGAAAAUAUGCCACAAAUAUUCUCCGAUGCUACUGAACAAUGCAGGAGUACACUGAAAUUCAGGGAGACAAACGAGUCUCAAAGUCUUUCAUCAAAUAAGUGUGAUUCUCCUAUUUUGCUUCAAAACUCAAACUCCAGUCACUUGAAGCAGCAAGAUCCACUGAGCAGAUCCGAAAUUCCUUUUCAUUUUUUUCCUCCACCCCAAAACCAUACAGUUAAAAAUGAUGAGGUGGAAGGAUUCAAUUAUGAAAUAAUUCCUCCACCACCAGAGUUCAGCAAUGAUACCUCUGAAAUCCCAAAGUUGUCUUCAGAUACUCAGAUCUCAGAUAUGCAACUUAACUUCAACAACUCAAGCUAUAACUAUGGCAACAGUUAUUCUCUGACAUCAGCAGUCCAAAGGCCAAGUGACUAUAGUCACCAUUAUCCAGGUGACAGCUAUACCUCCAAUUACCUUAGUAGCUGUUCCAAUAGCCGCCCCCUAAUUAAAAAACGCCUUUAUCUAUCAGAGACUGAUGACUUAUAUAGUAGGACAGCUAUGCCUGCUCGCAAUAUGAGCAUACCUAACUCCUAUGGCUACAACUCUUCAGCUGUGGAAGGUAUUCAUCGAGCAAAUUAUUCUCACAGAAAUAAUCCCAAUAGUACACAGGGCCGAAGGGUAUCCUUGGAAAUACCUGGAAAAAUUAUAACUUACAAUACUUCUGUCAAUGAUGUCCAGUAUAAAAGCCAAAAUGGAGACUAUUCCACCAACGCAAUCGCCUCUGGCAGGUCUUGCCACGUUAGUCCACAAUAUGGAACUCUAAAUACAUUCACUGUUAGGCCUGGAACAAGACAACCCAUUUCUUACUCCUACCAAGGCCUUCAUUAAGACCUUUCUGUCAGAAGCUCUGCAUCUGCACACAGCUUCGGCCAAGAUUGUUAUUACUCAACCUGGACCUCAUUCUUUUUUCUGUAUUAUAACUCACUUUUGUAUAGCUCUGUAGGGCCUGUAUCUUUUUGUAAACAUUAGUUUUAAGUUAUUCAGACAGUGUUAUGAAUGAGUCUUAUCAGUCUCUCUUGCUAACAAGCUUAUUUUGCAUUAUGUAAGAGUAGCUAUGUACAUGUCUUCAUUCUAGGGCACAUUUGACUAAUAGCUGUCUGCUUUGAAUAGGACAUGGAGUAAAUUUUACCUUACUAGCACCAUUUUUUGAACAUGCAUUGGUCAUUCAGGAAAAGCAACCAAAGAAGGAAGGCAGCAACAGAAAGGCGAAGCAGAGAAUCCAAGAUUCAAGAUGAAGAAAGCAGUUCAACAACCCAUUUAUGGCUACUCUAGAUCAGCCAUGCAUGGCCUAGAAAGGCAGCUGUUAGCUAGAAGAAAAUGACAGAUUUAUGGAAAAGGAAAGGAAGAGUUCAGAUGAAAAAAGGAUGAGCAAGACAGAAGGAUUAGAAGUUUGUGAUACUUGUAAUUUCAAUAGUGCUACCACCAAAGAAAAUUGACAGGAGCUUUUCUUAGCAGGGCAUCUCUAAUUUUUUGUUCACCACAUCAUUGCUAGAAUCCUUAAUAGAAAAAAAA